This is a messenger RNA of Halichondria panicea, 994 nucleotides long. RefSeq lists its product as uncharacterized. The coding region runs from base 581 to 916 and encodes 111 amino acids. Gene Ontology annotation, biological process: regulation of transcription by RNA polymerase II. The transcript has 7 exons. Lineage: Eukaryota; Metazoa; Porifera; Demospongiae; Suberitida; Halichondriidae. The record is from RefSeq and is a predicted model, not a curated record. Gene Ontology annotation, molecular function: DNA-binding transcription factor activity, RNA polymerase II-specific; protein dimerization activity; RNA polymerase II cis-regulatory region sequence-specific DNA binding.
GCAGAAUGAACAAUAGCUGUCACGUGCGAUAACAUUGCUAAACCACGUGGCUGGUCUUUCACUUCCGAGAAGAAGUAAUUGUGCUGUCAAUUUUGAAGCUCUGAGCAAGUGGUCAAACUAUUUGUCUGUAUUGGUGGAGGCUGAAGACAUGAGUCCAUGGACAGGGACUACUGAGGAACCUUCAUCAAGAACAUUAACAAGAGAUACUACACGUAGGGACAGAGCCGACCGACGUGGAGACGGUUACUAUCGCUACUGAAGAGGUGGUACCCAGUUCACAGUUUGAGAUAGAGAUAAGUCAGAGUGAUGAUGGGGAGAGUGUGGAGCAGCUACAGGCCAGUGACUUGGGCCCUAACUUUGGCCUUGUGCAUGAUACCCAGGAGAUCCACACGCUCACUAGCGAUGAUGGUUUGCCCUCUGACAUGACCUCUGAGGAUGACUCCACCCUCAACGCUAUAGGCCACGCCCUCAUCCAGAUGCAGCAAGGUGGACAGACCACCCCCUCAUCUCAGUUCCUCAUCACUAGGAGCACCUCAUCUGGUUCAGAGUCUGGCCAAAAAUUAAUGGUCCUCUGUAUGUGAUGAUCCCACCAUCCAGUAGUGCUGAGAUACUGCAUGCAAUGGGUCGACCUAUAGCACCCAAGAUGAGCAGGAUAUCAACUAUGGAUUAUCACACGGCCGACCCCAUCGUUCAAACUCAGGUCUGGGGAUAUGGCCGCCAACAGGGAAGCUCAGAGGAAGGCUACACACAUGAAGUUGAGCGUCGGCGUCGGGACAGGAUCAACGAGCUCAUCAAGGUGCUGGCUCAGAUAGUGCCUGCUUGUCAGAAGAAAGACGCAACUACUGGUUCCAUUGUCGGGUAUGUGUACAGCAAGGGAACGGUACUGGACAAGACAGUGGACUACUUGAAAGAAUAGGAACACAAGCAUGAAAAAGCGCUCUGUGUACCUCUAGCUACUUCACGACAAUCGAGAUUAUAUUUUCUUUGUUUCCGA